Molecule: messenger RNA, 1116 nt
Organism: Vicia villosa (hairy vetch)
Lineage: Eukaryota; Viridiplantae; Streptophyta; Magnoliopsida; Fabales; Fabaceae
Exons: 2
Coding region: 1-1116 (371 amino acids)
Biological process (GO): telomere maintenance; DNA repair
Molecular function (GO): DNA helicase activity
Source: RefSeq, a predicted model, not a curated record
AUGGCUAGCAAAUUUUGUUUCGAAGCUCUUGACAAGUCUUUGAAAGAUAUAAUGGGUCAUGACAAGGUUGCUUCUAAGACAAUUUUUGGAGGAAAGGUUGUGGUCUUUGGUGGUGAUUUCAGACAAAUUCUACCCGUUGUUCCUAGAGGAACCCGGUCUGACAUUGUUCAUUCAACAAUAAAUGCGUCAUAUAUUUGGGAUCAUUGCAAAGUUCUAACGCUCACAAAAAAUAUGCGUUUGGUAUCUGGGACAAAUUCAACAAAUGUAGAUGAAAUAGACCGCUUUUCUAAGGGGAUAUUACAAGUUGGAGAUGGAAAGAUAUCUGAACCAAAUGAUGGAUAUGCUGAAAUUUGUAUUCCACCUGAGUUACUUCUAACAGAUUUUGUAAACCCAAUUGAAAAGAUUGUUACAAGUACCUAUCCGAAUAUCCUUGAUAAUUACACAAAUUCAACUUUCCUUCAAAGUAGAGCAAUAUUAGCUUCAACCAUCGAAGUUGUGGAUGAAAUCAAUGAUUACCUAAUAAAUCUUCUACCAGGUGAUGCAAAGGAAUUUUUAAGUAGUGACUCAAUUGACAGGGCCGAAGCUAAUGACAAUGAUGGUUUUGAGCAUUUGACACCUGAAUUUUUAAGUUGUUUGAAAUGUUCUGGUUUGCCAAAUCAUUCAUUGAAGCUAAAAGUUGGUACUUGUGUGAUGUUGAUAAGGAAUUUGGAUCAAUGUGAAGGUCUUUGCAAUGGUACAAGAUUAACGGUAACUAGACUUGCAAAUCAUGUCAUCGAAGCCAAGAUUAUAUCAGGUACAUAUAUUGGAAAUACUAUUUACAUCCCAAGAAUGUCUUUAUCUCCUUCUCAAUCACCUUGGCCAUUCAAACUCAUUCGAAGACAGUUCCCCAUUAUUGUUUCAUUUGCUAUGACCAUAAAUAAAUCUCAAGGCCAAUCGUUAGACUAUGUUGGUCUAUAUUUGCCUAAAGAUGUCUUUAGUCACGGUCAACUAUAUGUGGCUAUGUCAAGAGUGAAGAGCAAAAAUGGGUUGAAAAUCUUGAUUCACGACAAAGACAAGAAACCAUUAUCUCAAACAACUAAUGUGGUCUUCAAAGAAGUGUUUCAUAAUGUUGUAUAG